AUGUGUCCCCUGCUGUGCCAAAGUGCCAACUUGUGCAAAUUUUUGAAAAAUGAAAAUGGAUUUUUGACCAAGCUGAAUCAGUCUGCAUCAUCUCUUUGGAGAGAGCAACGCAGCUGUAAGCAGGCAGCAGGUCAAAACCUAAACUUCCUGAGGCAGCGAAAGAAAACGGCGGGUGUUCGUGCUCACCGUCUACACAACACAAAGCCAAAGCUGAGACUUCGCUCAAGUCAGACCACUGUAAAGACUGUGCAUAGGGAAGACUUAAGAACAGAUCUGAGAGGUGAACACAGCUGUGGUAGUUUGAUUCAGAAAGUCCGCACACUCGAGGAGAUCACCCCUGCUGGCUGCUGCUCACAUGGUUCUGGGCCCCUGGCACUCCGGUGGUCCUGGGCAGGGCACAGGGACAUGGGGCCUGACAUGGAGCUGCUCAGCCACUCAAAGCAGUUCCUGCUACAGCUGAAUCAGCAGAGGACCAAAGGUUUCCUGUGUGAUGUCAUCAUCAUGGUGGAGAACUCCAUCUUCCGGGCCCACAAGAAUGUCCUGGCUGCCAGCAGCAUCUACUUCAAGUCCUUGGUCCUGCAUGACAACUUCAUCUACACAGGCAAGCUGCUCCCCAGCGACCAGCCAGCUGAGCCCAACUUUGGUACUCUCCUCACUGCCGCCAGCUACCUCCAGCUGCCUGAGUUGACAGCCCUCUUGUUGGGAGCCGGCAAGCCCUUUGGCCCUGGACGGGUGGGGGCUGCUGGUGUAGGGCGCUCACCCCGCAGUCAGCAGCUAUCUACAGCAUCUGUCAUCCAGGCUCGGUAUCAGGGCCUUGUGGAUGGGCACAAGGGACACCAUGCUCCCCAAGAGUUUCCCCAGAGCAAAGGGUCAGAUGAUGAGCUUUUUCUUGGCAGCUCCACACAGGAGAGUACACAUGGCCUGAGCCGGAGAGUCUGUCCAGCCAGUGGGGAGGGGGUCUUAGGAGGCUGCAGUAGUAGCACCAAUGGGAGCAGUGGGAGCUGUGAGCAACAGCUGGGCCUAGACCUGUCCAAGAAGAGUCCGCCUCUGCCUCCAGACCCCUGCCCACACCUCACUCCUGAUGACCCAGCCCAGUUGAGCGAUGGCCGGCAUGACUCACCCCCCUCGGCUUCUGUCCCACCGGUUGCCAACAGCUCCUCUUACAGAGAGGACAACCAUCUGAGUCUGCUGGAGGGCCAGGGUGGGCAGCCCCUGAGGAUCCUCUGACAUUCAACCGGCAAAGAGGAACCUGUGACUGGGUCCUCCUUUGAUCGGAGAGAAACCGGGCCCAAGGGCUCCUGUCCUGAGGAAGAGAAUGAGGGGCUGGGGGAUAAGGUUCCCAAUGGCAUUUUGGCCAGUAACAUUGGUGGAGGUGGCCCCAGUGGGCCCUACGGGGAGCCCCCAUAUCCCUGCAAGGAGGAGGAGGAGAAUGGCAAGGAUGGCAGUGAGGACAGUGGGCAGAGUGGCAGUGAGGAGGGCAGUGGUCAUGCCAGUGCCCUAGUAUACCCACAAGAAGGCUACGAGAUGGUGUCCUAUGGAGACAACCUGUAUGUGUGUAUCCCCUGUGCCAAGGGCUUCCCCAGCUCUGAGCAGCUCAAUGCUCACAUGGAGACGCAAGAGGAGGAGCUGGUCAUCAAGGAGGAGGGGGCUUAUGAGACAGGCAGCGGAGGGGCAGAGGAGGAGGCUGAGGACCUGUCCGUACCCAGCGCAGCCUAUGCUGCUGAGGCCAGGCCCUUCAAGUGUUCCAUCUGUGAGAAGACCUACAAGGACCCAGCUACUCUUGGGCAGCAUGAGAAGACACACUGGCUGACAAGGCCCUUCCCCUGCAACAUCUGUGGCAAGAUGUUCACACAGCGUGGCACUAUGACACACCACAUGCGGAGCCACCUGGGCCUAAAGCCCUUUGCCUGUGAUGAGUGUGGCAUGCGUUUCACCCGCCAGUACCGCCUCACAGAGCAUAUGCCUGUGCACUCAGGUGAGAAGCCUUAUGAAUGCCAGCUCUGUGGGGGCAAGUUCACCCAGCAGCAUAACCUCAUCAGUCACCUGUGCAUGCACACCUCACCUUCCUAG
This is a messenger RNA of Jaculus jaculus (lesser Egyptian jerboa), 2070 nucleotides long. Its product is annotated as HIC ZBTB transcriptional repressor 2. NCBI's taxonomy places the organism in Eukaryota, Metazoa, Chordata, Mammalia, Rodentia, Dipodidae. The record is from RefSeq and is a predicted model, not a curated record. Gene Ontology annotation, molecular function: DNA-binding transcription factor activity, RNA polymerase II-specific; RNA polymerase II cis-regulatory region sequence-specific DNA binding; protein binding. Gene Ontology annotation, biological process: regulation of transcription by RNA polymerase II. Gene Ontology annotation, cellular component: nucleus.